Molecule: messenger RNA, 3787 nt
Organism: Camellia sinensis
Lineage: Eukaryota; Viridiplantae; Streptophyta; Magnoliopsida; Ericales; Theaceae
Product: L-type lectin-domain containing receptor kinase IX.1
Biological process (GO): protein phosphorylation
Molecular function (GO): carbohydrate binding; ATP binding; protein kinase activity
Source: RefSeq, a predicted model, not a curated record
AUAUAUCGUGUGUGUCAACCGCUAGAAUUGUAAAUGAUGACAAGUUUCUAAAGAUCGUCAUUACAAAAUGACCGAACCGAACUGAACUACAUGUUACUAGUUCGGUGUGGUUUUUAUAAUUUGGUUUGGUUCCAAAUUUCACGGACCUAAGUAGUGAUUUAGUCAUCGAUUUACUUUUAAACCGAACCAUACUAGCCCCUAACACAACUGGACUUCAUUUCGUCUAUAGAAAGUGACAAGAAAUGCAAUUUUAGUAAGCAAAUUAUUCUGUCCUAAGUUUUGCACCUUCUUUCAGAUGCCAACCUUUCGAGGUCAACUCUUUGUGAUGAUUUGUUUGUAUAGUCUAGUCCCUUUUUAUAUUCUUAUGAACUGUUCACAAUUGAAUCAAGUUGUAUUACUAUUGGAUGUUUUCGUCAACCAAUUACAUUUCAACGAAAGAGCUGAACUUCAAUCACAAGAAACAGCAGCUAAGUUUGUUGAACUUCACGGCAAUAAAUGUUUUAGUUUUCUGCAGAUUAGUUGGACAGUAAUGUGCAAGUAAUGUUUGAGAUUAUCACUAAAUUGUUUUUUUUUUAUUUUGACUUUUUAAGGUUGACACUGUUGUGCCGGCAAAGGUUUUACAAAGCUCCAGUCAUUGUUUAUUUUUUCAGAUAUAUGCUUCCCUUUCAUUGAAGCUUCUUCUAGGUAUUGAAUAAAUAUGCUUCCCUUUCAAUGAAGCUUCUUCUAGGUAUUGAAUAAUCUAGUAGGUGAAACUUGACCAUCAAGAUUUAGAUUAUAGCUAAUUGAACGGGUCAGCUGAGUGACAUGCGUUCGAAUCACAUGAAGUACUUGAACCUCUUGCAGACCAUUGUAGGACCUGUCCCAAUAAUUGGGUAUAACUGUAGGACAAAGGACUCUAUAUGUACCUGAUGACUAGACUAGACAAAGAGCCUCAAAUACCUAAACAAAACAAAAUUAUUAACUAACAUUAGGCUAUAGCUAGUUUCAGUAUAAAAGUUCUAUAAAGUUCAAGAGCCAGCAUACCAUGUACUUGCUCAACUACUGGUCCCAAUUGUCAAUCAUGGCCAUCUCUUUCUACAACAUUCCAACUUCAUUUACAUCUCCAAAUGCUCAUAUUAUUCUCUUCUCCUCCUCUUUUUUCUUCUUUCUUCUUCCCUUGGCAAGUUCAGUUUAUUUCCAGAUACCUCGCUUUGAUCCUGAUGCAACCAACAUAGUCUAUGAAGGAGAUGCAGUACCUUCUGUUGGAGCCAUUGAAUUCAACAAAAUCAAUUAUCUCUGUCGUGUUGGCUGGGCCACCUAUGCAGAGAGUGUGCGGCUCUGGGACUCCAACACUGGAAAGGUCUCUGACUUCACCACCCAUUUCUCCUUCAUCAUCAAUACCCAAGGGCUUAGCAACUAUGGUCACGGGAUUGCAUUCUUCCUUGCUCCUGUUGAUUUCCAUAUCCCACCAAACUCGGCAGGUGGCUUCCUAGGACUGUUCAAUACCACAACUAGUGAUUCAUCCCGGAACCAAAUAGUUGUGGUCGAGUUCGAUUCCUUUCCAAAUCCUGAAUGGGAUCCUUCAUAUGAGCAUGUUGGGAUCAAUAACAAUUCCAUUGCAUCGGCCAUUACCACCCCUUGGAAUGCUAGCUUGCAUAGUGGAGAUAAAGCCGAUGCUUGGAUUACUUACAAUGCCACUACUAAGAAUUUGAGUGUGUUCUGGUCCUAUCAGGUAAACCCUAAUUUUCAAGGGAAUUCAAGUCUUUCUUAUCAAAUUGACCUAAAGGAGGUUCUACCAGAGUGGGUCAAGGUUGGAUUUGCAGCUGCUACCGGUCAGAACGUAGAGCGUCACAUGCUUGAAUCAUGGGAGUUUAGGUCAAGUUUGGAUACAAAAGACACAAGCACAAAGAAGGGGAAAAAGAUUGGAUUAAUAGUAGGCCUAACAGUUUCAGUGGGUGUUUUGAUUUUGGGGGGGAUCAUAACAUCUAUAAUUUUGUGGAAAAGGAGACAUAAUAGAAGGGAAACAGCGGAGUCGACUAACUUGACAUCGAUCAAUGAUGAUCUUGAAAGAGGUGCUGGACCAAGAAGGUUCUCUUACAUAGAUCUUGUUUCGGCUACUAACAACUUCUCUGGCCAAAGAAAAUUGGGAGAAGGAGGAUUUGGUUGCGUUUACAAGGGGUACUUUAGUGAUUUAGAUAUGACUGUAGCUGUGAAGAAAAUCUCAAGAGGGUCUAAACAAGGGAAAAAGGAGUACAUAACUGAGGUGAAGAUUAUCAGCCAAUUGAGACACCGGAAUUUGGUGCAGCUCAUGGGUUGGUGCCAUGACAAAGGUGAGUUUCUUCUUGUCUAUGAGUUUAUGUCAAAUGGAAGCCUUGACGCUCACCUCUUUGGCAAGAAGAGUCCUCUCACUUGGGCCUUGAGACACAAGAUAGCUCUUGGUUUGGCCUCUGCAUUGCUCUAUCUACAUGAGGAAUGGGAGCAAUGUGUGGUCCAUCGGGAUAUCAAGUCGAGCAAUAUAAUGCUAGAUUCAAACUUCAAUGUCAAGCUUGGAGACUUUGGCUUAGCUCGUCUUAUGGACCAUGAAUUAGGCCCCCAAACAACCGGUUUGGCUGGAACUUUAGGCUACUUGGCACCAGAAUACAUAAGUACAGGCAAGGCAAGUAAAGAGACCGAUGUUUUUAGCUUUGGGGUGGUUAUAUUAGAAAUUGCUGCUGGGAGAAAAUCGGUAGAUACCAGAGAUGAAGAGUCUCAGACUGGGUUAGUGGAGUGGAUUUGGGAGCUCUAUGGAAGAGGGCAACUUCUUUCAGCUGUAGAUGAGAAGAUUAAUAUGAAUUUUGAGGUGAAGCAGGCAGAGUGUUUGAUGAUUGUUGGCCUGUGGUGUGCUCAUCCUGACCAAAGUCUGAGGCCAUCAAUAAGGCAAGCUAUUCAAGUGCUUCAUUUUGAGGCAGCAAUGCCAAAUCUUCCAAUCAAGAUGCCAGUUCCCAUGUAUAACCUACCUAGUACAUCAACAAUUAGUACUGGUGGUGCCUCGAUAACCUACACAAGCUUUGAGAUGGGUCGUUGAACCUUAGUUACACAAAGUGGGGCCGGGGGCUGUAGUGAAAGUGGGAGCGGGGAGGGAGGAGCGAGGGAAAAUAGAAGUUUCUUAUGUUGGGAGCAGCUAUGGGAGCGUGUAUAUAUUUAUUUAUUAAAUAUAUAAAGAUAUUCUAACAAUUAUUUUAUGUUGCUUAGUUGUAGUAUAUGUAUUAACAUAUAAAGAUAUAUUAGAGAUUUAUGUCAAUUACAAAUUGUCUUUGUUAAGUAUAAAUAAAUAUUAUAUAAAUAGAAACUAUUAGAAUAAGCUUAAAUUGUUUUUCUUUUAUUUCUAUGAAAUUUGUAAGUUUGUGAGAUUUCUAUCUCAAUUGAGAGAGAGUUUCCUUAUUGACGGGAGCGAGUUUCUUACUUGGGAGCACAGAAUCGCAUUUCUUAGUACGAAACACCACUCGAAUAGAAGGUUCCUGCUACUAAGCGUUCACCAAAGUUUGCCUCUGUACAGACAGUAUCUCUCUUAGAACUUUAUUUGUUAAUACUCUUUAUCAUACUUUGCAUGCAAGAAAUGGAAAUAAACCAGUGUCAUUAAAGGCGCGCCUAGGCGUGCGCCUAGGCCCAAGUCUCAUCUCGGCCCAAGGUUUGCACCUUGUAGUGUUCCAAGCCAAGCAACUUCGAUAAGACUUGCCUAGGCGUGUGCCUAGGUCUAAGUCCCGUCCAAGCCCAAGGUUUGCACCUUGUAGUUAGGGGUGUUCAAAAAAUCGAAUCACCCAAUGAAACC